AUGGUUCAACUGUUUUUUAUUCUCUUUUUGUUUUCCAUGGCCGAUCAGGAUUUAAAUGUUAUACUCAGAAAAGCAAGAAUGUACCAAGAGUACAUGCAGAUGGUUCCCCUCCCCACAAGGAAGUCCUCUAUGAUUCCUUGUAACUCCUGGAUAGGGUUGGCUGCAUCAAUGAAGGAGUUAUAUGGGCAACCAUUGCACUACCUGACCAACCUGUCAAUGAAGCAGUGGGAUUAUUUGAGGGUUGUGGCCAAUGAUGAAGACGUUCCAUUGGAUACACUCAUCGAUCCAGCCAAAGCUGAAGCAAACAUUUGGCUUAUAGAAGAAAUGCAUAGGAAUACUACAUCUCCUUUUUUCAUUACUAGGCUCUGGCAUGGUGAUCCCAUGUAUCAUGUUUAUAUUGAUGCAAUUUUCCCAGAGUUGAAGGAUCCAUCCAAAUAG
Molecule: messenger RNA, 438 nt
Organism: Solanum verrucosum
Lineage: Eukaryota; Viridiplantae; Streptophyta; Magnoliopsida; Solanales; Solanaceae
Product: protein RDM1-like
Exons: 2
Coding region: 1-438 (145 amino acids)
Cellular component (GO): RNA polymerase V complex; nucleus
Source: RefSeq, a predicted model, not a curated record